GAAAAAAAAUUCUCUUUCUCUUAACCAGAAAAAGAAAACAAAAUUUUCUCUUACCUGUUAAUCCAUUUUAAUUGUUUAAUCUAAUUGUUGAUUAACUCCCACCAUGAGGUCGCCAUCAAUUGAAGUGAUUUUAAAGGUUGUUCACCAAUUAAUUGAUGACCAGUGUGGCAGAGAUGGUCCAAUUAAAGACAAUUAUGUUCCUGACCAUUGGUCAGAUGAGAAUGAAUUUAAUUCAUUUACCUCGACAAUCAAACAAUUAAUUAACCAAAACAUUGACUACAAACAUGGACAAACAAUUAAGGUUCAAGGUGAUUUACCUGAGGAAGUAAACAAAUCAAUCCUGGAAGCAAUUGAAUUAAGGAGACAAGAAAUUAAAAGUAAUCUAAUUGGUAAAAUCCUUUCAUCACCAAUCAAUUUACCUUUGAAAAAAGUUCUCAAAGAUUUUGAUUGGCAAGUUAAAUUGAUUCUUUCAUCAAAUUUACUUUCGGAAAUCAACGAGUCUCUAAUUAACUUGGACCUGUUGCUAAUUAAAUCAAAUUAUCAAAAUUUUAACGAUAAUUCUGAUAACCAGGAAAUAAUUUCAAUCGAAAUGGACAAAUGUGAGAUUAGACAAUUGAUUGAGAAACUAGAGGAACUCAUGGAUAAUUUGGAUCGUUAAUCAAACAAUUAAAUCAACAAUCGAUUUAAAUUGUUCACCUUAUAUUAACUCAUACUUAUCGAAAAUUUGUUUUGAUUUAAUUUAUUUUUUCUAAAUUGUUUUUUAUAAAGUAAUUUCAACCUCGAAAUUUAAAAGUAAC
Messenger RNA from Panonychus citri (citrus red mite), 797 nucleotides. RefSeq names its product COMM domain-containing protein 8-like. The transcript is spliced from 3 exons. NCBI's taxonomy places the organism in Eukaryota, Metazoa, Arthropoda, Arachnida, Trombidiformes, Tetranychidae. The record is from RefSeq and is a predicted model, not a curated record. The coding region runs from base 104 to 658 and encodes 184 amino acids.